CUCAUUUCCUGAUUGGCUGACUGGAAGCUGCGUGGUUUCACAGAAAACACGGCUCAUGGUAUCCAAGUCCGCUGUACGUCCCGUUAACACUUUAAAACUACUCUUGUUUAAUUGGUGUUUCCACGUGCCCAAUCAAUCAUGGAAUUAUUGGUUCGAUAUCUGGAACGGAGCAAUUCAAUCAGCUCAACUAUGACUCAAGACGCCGUUAAAGAGGAGAAGCUGAGGGACGACCUGAAGUACUACUUCAUGAGCCCGUGUGAGAAGUACAGAGCCCGACGACACGUACCCUGGAAACUGGGGGUGCAGAUCCUGAAAAUUGUCAUGAUCACCACACAACUCAUCUUGUUCGGUCUCAACAACCAGCUGGUGGUGUCCUAUAAGGAGGAGAACACCAUGGCCUUCAAAAAUCUGUUCCUGAAGGGCUACAGCGGGGUGGAUGAGGAUGACUACUGUAUUGCUGUCUACACGCAGCAAGAUGUCUACAACAGUCUGUUUUAUGUCCUGGAUCAGUACAGCCAGUUGGGCCGGCUCUCUGUGGGUCCCAUCAGUUACGCCAAGGAUGAAGACGGCGGCCUGCUUCCUGUCGUCAUCUGCAAGGAGCUCUACAGGAGAGGCAGUGUGGAGCCCUCAGACGAGGCCUUUGACAUAGACGCACAGGUGGAGACAGUUUGUAUGCCACAUGAUCCAUUGACUGCAGACAAAUGGAAAAUCCAGAAUUCAUCCUUUUUUGAACUGGACUUUUACAGGCUUGUUGACAUCAAAAUAACCUUCCAGCUGAAGGGGAUCAACCUACAGACAGUGCGCUCACGGGAGUUACCUGACUGCUACUCUUUCUAUAUUACGGUAACAUUUGACAACCAGUGUCACAGUGGAAAAGUGAAAAUAUUCCUGGACAUAGACUCUCAGAGCAGCGCAUGCCAAGACUGGAAGAUAUCUGGGACCGCUCAGAAGAACACACACUAUCUUCUGGUGUUUGAUGCCUUCGUCAUUCUGGUUUGCCUUACAUCAGCUGUGCUGUGCGCCCGCUCCAUCAUACUGGCUGUCAGGUUACUACAGAGAUUCUCCAGAUUCCUCCAUGAGAACUACAACCGUAAAGUGUGUGAGGACGACCAGAGCGAGUUCCUUAACGGCUGGUAUGUGCUGGUCAUUGUCAGCGACCUCUUGGCCAUAGUUGGAUCCGUACUGAAGAUGGAAAUACAAGCAAAGAGUCUAACGAGUUAUGAUGUGUGCAGCAUCUUUCUGGGAACAUCUACAUUAAUGGUGUGGGUCGGCGUGAUCAGGUAUCUGGGUUACUUCCAGAAAUACAAUGUGCUGAUUUUAACCAUGAAAGCAGCCUUCCCCAAAGUCCUGCGAUUCUGCUGCUGUGCCGGCAUGAUCUACCUUGGCUACACCUUCUGCGGCUGGAUCGUACUGGGGCCGUACCAUGAGAAGUUUGAGGGUCUGAGUCGCGUGUCGGAGUGCCUGUUCUCCCUGGUGAACGGUGACGACAUGUUCACCACCUUCGCCCAGCUGAAGGACAAAAACACUUUGGUGUGGCUCUUCAGCAGGGCUUACCUCUACUCCUUUAUCUCCCUGUUCAUCUACAUGGUGCUGUCACUCUUCAUCGCCCUCAUCACCGAUGCCUAUGAGACCAUCAAGAACUACCAGAAGGAUGGAUUCCCGCUGACAGAUCUGCACAAGUUCCUCAGAGAGCAGAGUGAUUUUGCUGUUGCAGAGGAGAGCAGUCAGACAGACAAUCAGGUCCGAUACUCGAUGUUCUGCUGCUGUGAAAGACGUCCUGAAAGUGACAACGUGAUACUCAUCAGCUGACAGACAUCUCAUCUCCAGAUGAAACUGAUCUGGGAAGAGGAGGAGGGAGAUGCUGGGAACAGAACUUCACAUGUCUGAUACAGACUUUGAGAUCAAAGGACCCACUGGAAAAUCCUGGAAAGUGUCAAGUUAUUGUUCCAGCAGAUAGAUUUUGAAGAUAGAUUUCAAGUGAAGUGCAAUAUAAAACAACACAUGAGUUCCCUCUCUUGGACAUGAACCUGAAGCUCAAAUGUUGGAACUUGGACCAAAACAAAGAGAUUUCACAUGUUGUUGAACAGUACAUGUUGGAGCUCAGGAUAUUGUUGAGAAGCUUACCGGGCCUUUUUUGUGGCAUACACAUGUGUUUCAGUUGCCAAAGAACUGGAUUCAAUAUUUGAAUGUUUCCGUAAACUCCAGUGUUAUGCAACGUCAUGCAGUACUAGAUGUAAUUUAUUUGUCAGGUGUUUGUUUGUUUGCAUACAGUAAAGCUAAUCUAUUUAUCAGUU
Messenger RNA from Thunnus maccoyii (southern bluefin tuna), 2294 nucleotides. RefSeq names its product mucolipin TRP cation channel 2 (gene mcoln2). Bases 139 to 1809 code for a protein of 556 amino acids. Gene Ontology annotation, molecular function: NAADP-sensitive calcium-release channel activity. Lineage: Eukaryota; Metazoa; Chordata; Actinopteri; Scombriformes; Scombridae. Gene Ontology annotation, cellular component: membrane. The transcript is spliced from 14 exons. The record is from RefSeq and is a predicted model, not a curated record.